UGGAUCAGACCGUGCUGAGCUAGAAGGUCAUGUUCAGAUUUUGAAUUUUAUCCUGAAAUAAAUGGGAAGAACUGGAGGCCUUUGAGGAGGGGAAUGACAUGGUCAUAUGUGCUCACUGAGAAGGUCACUGCACUGCUACAUGGAGAAUGGAUUUUGAAGGUGGAGUAAGAACAGUGUGGAAGACCAAAUAUGAGAUAAACGCAGUGGCUCAGGAAAAUUGCCAAGGAUGCAGAAGGAACUGAAGAUGGUCAAAGACGAAGAUGUGCACUUCAGUUUGGGUGUGAAGAGGGCCCCCUCCUUUCCCCACGGCCUGCAGCCCGUGGUUUCCCGAGGGAAGGCUCCCCCAGGACACCCCUUCCCGGAAGCUCUCCGGGGGCCAUUUUCCCAGUUCCGGUACGAGCCUCCUUCAGGAGAGCUAGACGGCUUCCCAGGGGUCUUUGAAGGAGGAGGGUCUCGCAAACGCAAGAGCAUGCCCACCAAGAUGCCCUAUAACCACCCCGCGGAAGAAGCGGCUCUCGCCCUGCACCCCGAGGAGAGCAAGAACCCGGGGGCCCCGGACCUGCCCCUGCUCUUCCCGCCGCCGCCGCCGCCGCCGCGGCCCAAGUACGAGUCGCGGAUGAUCGACCUGUGCAACGUGGGCUUCCAGUUCUACCGCAGCCUGGAGCACCUGGGCGGCAAGGCCGUCAAGCAGGAGCCCGUGAAGCCCAGCGCCGUGUGGCCCGCGCCCGCGGCCCCUCCGUUCCUGCCCGCGCCCUACCCCUACUACCCCAAGGUGGCCCCGGGCCUCGUGUUCCCCUUCUUCGUGCCCUCGGCCUCGCCCUUCCCCUUCAGCCGGCACACUUUCCUGCCCAAGCGGCCGCCGGAGCCGCCGCUGCCCCGCAAAGCCGAGCCGCCAGAGAGCGAGGAGACCAAGCAGAAGGUGGAGCGGGUGGACGUGAACGUGCAGAUCGACGACAGCUACUACGUGGACGUGGGCGGCGCGCAGAAGCGCUGGCAGUGCCCCACGUGCGAGAAGUCCUACACCUCCAAGUACAACCUGGUGACCCACAUCCUGGGCCACAGCGGCAUCAAGCCGCACGCCUGCAGCCGCUGCGGGAAGCUCUUCAAGCAGCUGAGCCACCUGCACACCCACAUGCUGACGCACCAGGGCACCCGGCCCCACAAGUGCCAGGUGUGCCACAAGGCCUUCACGCAGACCAGCCACCUGAAGCGCCACAUGAUGCAGCACAGCGAGGUGAAGCCGCACAACUGCCGCGUGUGUGGUCGCGGCUUCGCCUACCCCAGCGAGCUCAAGGCCCACGAGGCCAAGCACGCCAGCGGGCGGGAAAACAUCUGCGUGGAGUGCGGCCUCGACUUCCCCACCCUGGCCCAGCUGAAGCGGCACCUCACCACGCACCGGGGCCCCAUCCAGUACAACUGCUCCGAGUGCGACAAGACCUUCCAGUACCCCAGCCAGCUGCAGAACCACAUGAUGAAGCACAAGGACAUCCGGCCCUACAUCUGCUCCGAGUGUGGCAUGGAAUUCGUGCAGCCGCACCACCUCAAGCAGCACUCCCUCACCCACAAGGGCGUGAAGGAGCACAAAUGUGGGAUCUGCGGGCGGGAGUUCACGCUGCUGGCCAACAUGAAGAGACACGUGCUGAUCCACACCAACAUCCGCGCUUACCAGUGUCACCUCUGCUACAAGAGCUUUGUGCAGAAACAGACCCUCAAGGCGCACAUGAUCGUCCACUCGGACGUGAAGCCCUUCAAGUGCAAGCUUUGUGGGAAGGAAUUCAACCGGAUGCACAACCUCAUGGGCCACAUGCACCUGCACUCCGACAGCAAACCCUUCAAGUGCCUCUACUGCCCCAGCAAGUUCACCCUGAAGGGGAACCUGACGCGCCACAUGAAAGUGAAGCACGGGGUCAUGGAGCGGGGCCUCCACUCUCAAGGUUUUGGAAGGGGGAGAAUUGCGCUGGCGCCGACGGCGGGGGGCCUGCGGAGCCUGGAGCAGGAGGAGCCCUUCGACCUGUCCCAGAAGCGCCGGGCCAAGGGGCCAGCCUUCCAGUCGGACGGGGAGAGCGCCCGGGGCAGCUCCUGCCACGAGGAGGAGGACGAGGACAAUUGCUACGAGGUGGAGCCAGACAGCCCGGGCCUCGGGCCCCGUGGCCCGCCGCUCUGCGCGCCCCAGGACCUGUCUGCCAAGCCCGAGCUGGGCCCCGGGGAGGAGGCGCCCGCCGAGGAGGCCUCGCCUCCGGGGGCCCGCCCGCUGAAGAGCCGCGACAGCCUGGGGCCCGAGGGCAGCCCCGAGCGAGAGCUCGCCCGCAGGGAUGAGCGGCCUGGCCUCAGGGUCCUGCCGAGCACCCGGCGGGGCCCAGCCUUUUCUGAUUACUUGUACUUCAAGCACAGGGAUGAGAGUUUAAAAGAAUUACUGGAGAGGAAAAUGGAAAAACAAGCAGUGCUUUUGGGGAUCUAAGUGGACGGUUUAGGAAUUACACUUGGAAAAUGAGAACUAGGCAGUGCAAAUACAGCUUUCCGCAUGAACUCUCAUUUGCUGGAGACGAGAAGGGCACGAAUCUUGACAAAGGGCGCAGACUAAAUGAACAGAGAAGCAAAUGCUUCUCAGGUCUUGCAUUUGGGCCCUUAAUGUCUAACACACAUGGAGGCCUUCUUCAAUGUUGUUUCAUGGAUCUCCAGUACAAUUAACUGUACAUACUCUUCUGGACAUCUAACUGUAAGCUGAUGCUGAGGUGCUUUUAGAAAUUCUACUUUCCAUUGACUAACAUGGUUGAUUUCUUUCUAGUUGCAAAAAUAUGGUGCUUCACAUGUUCCUUUAUUAAUGACUCUUUAGUUGAAUUUGUGAAAGUUAUAUUUUUCCAGAUAGAUGAAAAUAGUAGUAGUGGUAUAUAUUUUUAAAAUCACUUUAUUAAAUAAUCAAAAAAUAGCAGAAAUGACAGAGGAGGGUGAGUUUUUAUUUUUAUUUUUUUUACAUUUUUUUUCCCAUUUAUUUGAGGGUGAGUUUUUAUUUUUAUUUUUUUUACAUUUCUUUUUUUUUUUUUCCCAUUUAUUUGAGGGUGAGUUUUUAAAGAGGAUGUUCUUGAGUAGUUGCUGCAAAUAUAAAAUUUCAAGAGAAAGUGAUUAAUUUUGAUUAAGGAAAAUCCAGCAGGACUUAGAUUCCUGCCUGGGUCUGCCUUGUUCAGCUUCCGCUCCCUUCAUCAGAUGUGGCAUUGGAGCAUGUUUGCAGAUGGCCCAGCAGUGCUGAGUGUCUGCAGGCUAACCCUGAGUCCUGAGCAGGGCUCCCUCCUGGAGACCUUGCUCCAAGGCCUCAUGCCCUGUAAAGCAGCUGCAGGAAGAGUUGGCACCCUGUGAGCAGUGGAUUUCUCAUUAGUACUGGAGCUGCAGCGUGGCGGGGGGUGGGGAAUUCUCCCUGAGAUUGAAGCUCUAACUUAUCUAGAGUAUUGGAAUAACCAUCACUAGGAAAGCAGCUGCGGAGCUGUGUUCCCAGUGCUGCCUGCCCACUAGAGUCAGCUCAGUAGAGUAGUGUCAGCUGCUCAGUCGUGUCCAACUCUUUGUGACCCCACGGACUGUAGCCAGCCAGGCUCCCCUGUCCCUGGGAUUCUCCAGGCAAGAAUACUGGUGUGGGUUGCCAUUUUCUUCUCCAGAGGAUCUUCCCCACCCAGGAAUCAAACCCACGUCUCCUGCAUUGCAGGCGUAUUCUUUACCAUCUGAGCUAUAGGGAAGUCCCAGAAUCAUCUCAGGGAGCCUUUUAAAAAAAUACUAAUGCUGGGGCCCUGAGCCUCUGAGCCCCUGAUUUAAUUGGUCUAGAGUGGAGCUCUGGCAUUGGUUAUUUUCCAAAUUGCCCCAGAUGACUCUUAUGUGUAGCGAGAGUUGAGAAAGAUCAACUAGGAUAAAAUAGUGGCUCCCAAGACCCCCUUGCAAGGAUUCCAUAAAUAUUUCUGCUUCUGGCUUUAUUCAUUGAAAGCAGGAGACCUUGAGAUCAUUCUGCUGGCUUCGGCCUUCUUACCUGUUCUGUCAGAGCCUCACGAGAGGAGACACACACACACGCUGUAUAAACACACAGUUUUUUUUACUAGGAGAUGAUGCCUGUGAUGUUUAUGAUCACUUAAUAUGUUUAAAAAUACAUAGUCAGCCUACAGUGACUAAUUAUUUCUUCCUAGAUUCAUGAAUCAUGAUUCCAGUGAGUGGUGGUGACUGUGAAGUGUGGUUUGAGCCCAGCAGGUGGGCUUUCCUUAGGCACUGGAUUCUGACAAAUAAAGCAGUGCUGACAAGAUGUCACAUACAUGUGACUGCCCAUAAGCAGUGACCCUCUGGUACUGUGUCUGUGUUUAUGUAAAAACUGUUUCUUGGUAGUUUCAACUCUUAUUUGUAGAGCUAGGUACUGUUUAUUAUUUGCUUCUUCUCCUCCCAAAAUUCCCAGUACAUUUCAUUAGACAAUCUGACCCGUCUCUGACUGUGGGAUGCCGUUUUUUUUCUCUUGGUCGAGGUGCUUCCCCAUCAGCCUCAUCUAGUUCUCAUCAGUCACGCAUGCACUUUGUCAAUCCCUGAGGCAGUUCCUCCUGCCACUUUGCUUAGGGUUCCUUCCUCCAGCAUUACCACCACAACUUGCCAAAGCUGCUUGAGUUCCCUGCAGCCGUCCUCGUCUCAGGGUCAGAGCACCUGCAAAGGGGGUGGUAAAGGGAGGAGCAUGGGUUUCUGCCGUCACCAGAGCAACUCCGAGUCAAGAACCCAUCCAGAGGAUCCAAACCUGUCCUUCCAAGGGGCUAUUUGCUUUCCAUUCAUCAUUUUUAAUAUAGCUCAUCAGUGCCUCCAGUGACAUCACUGGGAGGCUGGCAAAGUGGUCUCUGAAGCCUCCAGCUCUCAGGGGCCUGUUACAUAUUCAUUCUUUCAGCAGCCAGGUGUUGAGCACCUGCCAUAAAGCCUGCAGAUUUCAGUUUGUUCUGAGUGUGCCAAACUAGAAUAGGAACUAGGAGAUCUUGAAUAGCAAGUUAUAGACUUUUCUACCCAAAAAGAGUCAGGUGGGAGUGUUUGAGGAACAAGUUAAUGUUGAGAUGGAAAGAGCAUGGUCCAGAAUGGUGGUUUCCACAUUGUGUGUUGAGAAGCAAGAGGUCCUCUUAGGCCUUCUAGAGCUGCUAGAGGAGGAGAAAUUCUCAGCCUUCAUCCCCACUUCACUCAGAGCAGCUCCAAUUCCAUCUGUUUUAUUUGUUAGACUUCCAAGUAAAAUUUCAUUUGGAGGAAGAAAAAGGUCUAGGAAAAGUAAUAAAAAAAAAAUUGUUAUGGAAUGUAUUCUCAAGCCUGUUUUUCAUUCUUGACUCUGAGAGACUAUAAGAGACUUAGAUAUAAUUAGAUAUUACCUGCUGAUUAAUACGCCCUGACCUUCCAAGAACCAAGUCUAAAACCUUGGUUUUGUAUGUGACCAACAUCCUGAUUUGCCUGGAACAACCCAGGUUUAUACCUCUUGUUCCCACAUAGUCACUAAGAGUGUCACCUUAACUCUCAAAAAUGUUCCAGUUUGGGUGAUGAAUUAUAUGGGCACCCUAUGCAUAAGUACAGAGUACAGAGCUAAGGGAAGGGAUGUCCAGCCUUGCCUAGAGCUGUUAAUAAUGAGCCAGAACGCAAGCCUGAAAGAGAAGCCAUAAGGCCUUUCUCAGAGAACUAAGGGAUGAAACCAAGGUCAUCAGCGCUUCCCGGGCCAGGAUAGCAUGACAUUGAUCACAUUGUGACACUAUGGAAGUAGGUCACUACCCGAUGCUUUCCAGGCUUUUGACUGCUGUCUUUGAACCAACCAACUGACCCAUCCAAGUGGCAUAUUUUCUGUUGAUCUUUUUAUUCUAGCCUAUGAUUGCCCCCUUUUGUUGCCUUUCAAUUCAUUCUCUCUUUUUAAAAAUUUGUCUUCCCACUGGCCAUGAGACUAAGGCUGACCUUCCAUGAUCUCACAAGGGUAUCCGGUAUAUUUGUAUAUGAGUAGUUGCGUGAGACAGCCCAGUGUGCACACUGUAUUUAUUAAGCCCUGAAGGCAUUUAAUAAAAUAUUAACAUCGUGUUUUGAAUUAUGAUCUUUGUCUGCUUUGCUGGAACAAAAUGUAACAGAACUAACAUUUAAAAUCCUUCACAUAUUUGGACAAUAUUACACCAAAUGUUGAUUUUGUACAGAAUUCUGGCUUGCUAUUUAAAACUAAAACUUGAAGUAUGUAACAACCCAAGUUGUGAAUAUUGCUUUCUGCUUCAGUGAAAAAGCAGUUUACCUGAAAAUAGCAUGUAACCUGUAUUUUGUUAAUUUAAGCAAAUAAAGACAUGUUGGAAAAAAAA
Molecule: messenger RNA, 6308 nt
Organism: Cervus elaphus (red deer)
Lineage: Eukaryota; Metazoa; Chordata; Mammalia; Artiodactyla; Cervidae
Gene: ZNF366
Product: zinc finger protein 366
Exons: 5
Coding region: 227-2458 (743 amino acids)
Cellular component (GO): nucleus
Source: RefSeq, a predicted model, not a curated record